CAAAAACCCAGCCAGGGGUUUUACUUCUCUUCCCUCCUCUCCUCUCUUCUCCGUCGCCGUCUCUCAGCUGAGUCAGUUUCUCUCUCUCUCUCUCUCUCUCUCUCUCUGGUGGGAGAAAACGACAACAAGAAAUGGGGUCCUCGGAUAUCAGAGACCUCUUGACGGCGUUUAGUCCUUCCAUGGACUUGUUCGCCAUCAGCGCCGGGGAUGGUCGAAUUAAGAUAUGGGACACAGUGAAGGGUCAAGUCCAGACCGAAUUCACGGACAUGGUAGGAUCAGAAGAGACGAGCUUAUUGGCGAAACCAGAAAGAGAAAGAGGACACCUUUCUGUUGAUUAUACGUGCAUGAAGUGGUUCUCUUUGGAAAGAAAGAAGAAAAGGAAGCUCGGGAGCUCAUUGUUGAUUCUAGGGACAGGAAGCGGCGACGUUUUGGCACUUGAUGUGUCUGCUGGGCAGUUGAAGUGGAGAGUUAGUGAUUGCCAUCCUGGGGGUGUUAGUGCCAUAUCGUUUUCUAGAAACGUUUCGUGUAUUUACACGGCAGGUUCAGAUGGGAUGGUGUGUCAAAUUGAUCCCUUGACAGGAAACCUGUUGGGGAAGUUCAAAGCUUCCACAAAAGCUUUAUCCUCUAUGUCUGUUUCUCCUGAUGGAAGUGUAAUAGCAACUGCAGCUGGGCAAUUGAAGACAUUUGGUUCUUCUGAUCACAAAAAGAUGCAGAAGUUCUCUGGGCAUCCAGGACCUGUUCGCUGUUUGAUAUUUAGUGAAGAUGGAAAAUACAUUCUUUCAUCUGCAGUCAGUGAAAGAUACAUUGCAGUUUGGAGUGUUGGUGGCAGCAAAAAUCAAUCAGCAAGUUGCGUUCUCGCUAUGGAGCACCCUGCCGUCUUCAUAGAUAGCAGGUGUGUGAACAGUGGAGAUGACGAUGCUGGUCUAUACAUAUUGGCCAUAUCGGAAAAUGGUGUUUCUUACUUUUGGUUUGGACAAAAUAUUGAGCAAUUACGGAAUGCGAAGCCUACAAAAAUAUCAAUAUCAUAUGAAGAAAUUUCCUCUAAAAGUUACAAGGGUGCAUUGCCUACCAUAUUCGCCGCAAUACUGCAAGGUUCUUGAACUCGCUUCAGACCUGCUUCAGGGCAGGUGUUUGUUGCUUAUGGAUCACUAGUUAAGCCAUCAUUUCAGAAAAUCUUGGUGUGUUACGGCACAGACAUCAAAUUGAGCAGCUCUAGUGAUGGGGUCCUUUUGCCAUUGACCCAAUCACUCGUCAAAUCUAAGAAAGGACGAGAUGUGAAAAGUGGAGUUGUCGCCCUGGACCGUGCAAAUGCUGAGGACGCUCUACUUCCUAUUCCCAAGGUUUUUGAGGGAAGGAAUAGAAACGAAACUUUGGGUGUUGACGAUGGUGAGAGAAUGGCAGAUGGGCUUGUGAAGAGCAAAGAUGACAUUGCAGUAAUGGAAGUUGAUACCGAAGUAAUCUGCAUGGAGGACCGGCUGAGAUCAUUAGGACUACUUAGCGAAACAGAUGAUACUACAUCAAAGUCCAUGAAAAACUCUGCAGUACUUGAGGGCAUUAACCUUGAAGCGCUGAUGCCACAAAAGAAGAUGAAGGCAGCUGUGUUGUCGAAAGUACCUACCGAUGCUUACAAGUUACUCAGAGUCUUGUUGACUAUGUGGCAGUCAGGGUUGUAUAAUGGAAAGACUGUUAUACCAUGGAUCUAUAGCAUAUUGGUUUAUCAUAGUCGCCAUCUCAUGUCUGAAGAAUCAGCGACUCAGACGCUUAAUUCCUUGAUCAAGGUUUGCAAAUCUAGAGGGGCAGCUAUCGAACCUUUGUUACAAUUGUCGGGUCGUUUGCAACUCGUGAUAGCACAGAUUAACAAAGCAGCACAUCCAGAAACACCAUUAACACGAGAAGAAAACCAGAAUGAUGACAGCGACGAUGACGGAAAUGAAGAAGUAGAUGACGUUCUUUACAAGGAAGAAGAUAGUGAAUCUGAAAUAAGCAGUGAAGAUGACUAGUUAAAGAAGUUUCACGAGGACGCCUUCGUUUCGGGUUUUAAGAAAGGUUCUAAUAGCGAGCUUGCCUGCAACUAAGCUUCUGAACGUGCGGUUUAGCUGGUUGUUCGUUCUCAUCGAGUACGUAGCCUACAAUUUUGUUUAGCUUCCUCUUCUCAUGGAUAAGAUAUUGGAUUUUGCUAAUUCAGAUAAAUUACAGUUUUGUUUUCUGUUCUAUAUUUGGCUGUAAUGUAAUUCUUAAAUAGGUCUAUUGGUGUAUAUUAUUUGUUGAAGAACAAGCAAUUUUUGAAGAAACUUGUGC
Messenger RNA from Morus notabilis, 2298 nucleotides. Its product is annotated as WD repeat-containing protein 43. Gene Ontology annotation, molecular function: protein binding. NCBI's taxonomy places the organism in Eukaryota, Viridiplantae, Streptophyta, Magnoliopsida, Rosales, Moraceae. The record is from RefSeq and is a predicted model, not a curated record.